AUAAGACCAACCUGCAAGUCUAUACCGGAUCGUUCUGCUCACCGGCGUCAAGCUUUUGAACUACUGGUCUUUGAAUGCUGUACGCUGUUCACCCUGAUCUGUGCCCACCCAUCUUUCCCAGGCGUCGAGUAUAAAUACGCGAGGAUCGCGGUAUAUCCCCCCCAUCGUUGCUGGCCAACAUCACCAUCGUUAUAUGUCCACUUUCGCUGUCUCGAAGGCUGCAGUGCAGUCCUGCAGAAUGCAAGCCCAACACAUGACUAGGAGACGUUCGAUCCACGGCUCGUUGAGGAGACAAGCGAUCCUUAUGCCUGCGAUGUCUCCUCUUAUGACUGAGGGAACGAUCACCCGAUGGAGGAAGAAGGAAGGGGAAGCGUUCGUUGCGGGGGACGUUUUACUUCAAAUCGAGUCAGACAUUGCUAUGAUUGACGUGGAAGCGUACGCCCCAGGUAUAUUGGGGAAAAUUCUGAUGCCAGACGGAACAACGAACGUCCUGGUUGAAGAAGUAAUCGCCCUUGUCGCGACAAACCCCCAGGAACUGGCCCAACUACUAACAAGUGACCUCGAUGCUCCCCCGUACAAUCCUUUCCCGACACCUCCAAACACACCCCGCAUCAUGUUCUCCCGCUCUCCGACUAUGAGUCCGCGCAGACCGUCCCUCUUUGAGAUGCACUCUAUGGGAUAUGGUCAACGAAGUGUUCAUGCGGGAGGUCCCCGUGGGCCUCCCGUACCAGUUGGCGCUCCCCUAGCAACCCAUGUCCAGACUGAAAUCUGCAGCCCGGUGACCACAGGUCCCGGUAGGAUAUCCGUCAAGUUCUCAUCAGAUGUGGAAAGUCAGCUUGACGGUGCCGCGAUUCGGAGGAUGUUUGUUUCUAAUCUUGCAAAUUCGCGUGGAAUUGGGAACAAGGUAUUCAAUGAGCUCGUCUGAGCUAUUGCGUUUCGACGCGAUGUAUAACAUUCAGUGAUGAUUGUUUCAAUUUUUGUAUUUGCUGUCAAAAAAUGGAGCUCAAAUCUGUACAUAUGAUGUAUGAUAGUGUACAACAUGCCAAUAUGUUUGCAGCGGCAAUACAGUUUACAACUCGUCAUCCAAA
Molecule: messenger RNA, 1088 nt
Organism: Laccaria bicolor S238N-H82
Lineage: Eukaryota; Fungi; Basidiomycota; Agaricomycetes; Agaricales; Hydnangiaceae
Exons: 5
Coding region: 194-925 (243 amino acids)
Biological process (GO): pyruvate decarboxylation to acetyl-CoA
Cellular component (GO): mitochondrion; pyruvate dehydrogenase complex
Source: RefSeq, a predicted model, not a curated record